Molecule: messenger RNA, 1413 nt
Organism: Gloeophyllum trabeum ATCC 11539
Lineage: Eukaryota; Fungi; Basidiomycota; Agaricomycetes; Gloeophyllales; Gloeophyllaceae
Exons: 17
Coding region: 1-1413 (470 amino acids)
Biological process (GO): magnesium ion homeostasis
Cellular component (GO): intracellular membrane-bounded organelle
Source: RefSeq, a predicted model, not a curated record
AUGAGCACUUUGCAGGCUCGUUUCCGAUUUCAGAUGCUGCGAGCAUUAUUUUUCAUCUGUCUAAAGCUUGUUUACGCAUCUCCAGUUACCGGAGGCGAGGAGGAACACCAUGAACCGCCCGGAUCAGCUACAUUCUGGUACAAGCUGGCUAUUAGCAUCGCGUUGGUGCUAGCGGGAGGCGUGUUUGCGGGAUUGACUUUGGGUCUUAUGGGGCUCGAUGAACUCCACUUGCGCGUUCUGUCUACCUCCUCGGAUGACCCUACCGAGAGAGCGAACGCGAAUAAAGUAUUGAAACUUCUCGGCAAAGGUCGCCACUGGGUCUUAGUCGUUCUCCUGCUCGGUAAUGUGAUUGUAAACGAGAGUUUGCCGAUCUUCCUGGACAGUGCUCUUGGUGGAGGUUUGUAUGCUGUCAUUGCAUCGACCACCAUGAUCGUUAUAUUCGGGUACGUGAGCCGUCCAGCGAACCCGAGUGAGUCUGCUCUGAUCAUCCCACAGGCCGUCAGUGUCCGCUACGGCCUCUCAAUAGGCGCAAAAUGCGCGCCAGUAGUCUUAGCCAUGAUGUACCUGUUCGCACCCGUCGCGUACCCCAUCGCGAAGCUCCUGGACUACGUUCUCGGCGCCAAUGAGGCGCACACGUAUAAGAAGGCCGAGCUUAAGUCCUUCCUGCAAUUCCACCGCACCGGGGAGGAGCCCCUGCGCGACGACGAGAUUAGUAUACUGAAUGGUGUUCUGGAGUUGAAUACGAAGAACGUGGAGGAGAUCAUGACGCCGAUGAAGGACGUGGUGACCCUCAGCUCGGAUACGAUACUGGACCACAAGAUGAUUGAUGUGCUGCUCACAAGUGGGUACUCCCGGUUCCCGGUGCAUAAACCAGGGCAGCCGCUGCACUUCGUCGGCCUACUCCUGAUCAAAAAGCUACUUAAAUACGACCCGGCAACGGCUCAGCCCGUGUCGAACUUCAAGCUCUCAAUCCUGCCCGAGGCCCAUCCAUCUAUUAACUGCUUCCAGGCUCUGGAUUAUUUCCAGACCGGACGUGCGCACCUGUUGCUCAUCAGUAAGACGCCUGGUGUUCCAGGCGGUGCGAUAGGUGUCAUUACGCUUGAAGAUAUCAUUGAGGAAAUCAUCACAGAGGAAAUCGUCGACGAGACGGAUCAAUACCAAGACAACAGGAGCAAACAUCGCGCGAAGCGGAUGACUACCGCUGCUAUCAUGCGGGGAAUUGUCGAGCGUGAACGCGUCGCAUCAUCCAUCCCGCCCUCUAUAGUCGACGGCGAACGUACCCCUCUGCUUGAUCCCGGCAGUCCGCCCAACGGCACGGCGGGCGGCGGGCUGCUCAGCGCGGUUCCGCAGCGGCUGUAUGGCGGGACGAGCACUCGGCCACCGACGCCCCAUGCGGAGAGCCCGAAGCAAUAA